Molecule: messenger RNA, 2835 nt
Organism: Urocitellus parryii (Arctic ground squirrel)
Lineage: Eukaryota; Metazoa; Chordata; Mammalia; Rodentia; Sciuridae
Gene: Fyttd1
Product: forty-two-three domain containing 1
Biological process (GO): mRNA export from nucleus
Cellular component (GO): nuclear speck
Molecular function (GO): mRNA binding
Source: RefSeq, a predicted model, not a curated record
CGCGCUCCCUCGGUGCAGCUAGACUGCGUGCGUGAGUGGGAGGUGGCAGGCCUCUGACUCUGGCCUUCCCGGCUGACUGUUCCAGCGCGACGUCUCCAGCCAUGAACCGGUUUGGUACCCGGUUGGUGGGAGCCACCGCGACCCCGUCGCCGCCGCCGAAAGCCCGCAGCAAUGAAAACCUCGACAAAAUCGAUAUGUCUUUGGAUGAUAUUAUCAAGUUGAAUCGAAAGGAAGGAAAGAAGCAGAAUUUUCCAAGACUGAAUAGACGACUCCAGCAAACUAGUACUCGGCAAUUCAAGAUGAGAGUACGGUGGGGGAUCCAGCAAAACUCUGGUUUUGGAAAAGCUAGUUUGAGCCGUAGAGGAAGAGUAACACCUGGAAAGAGACGUCCUUAUGGAGUUAUCACCGGUCUUGCGGCUAGGAAAGCAACUGGAAUUCGAAAAGGGAUUAGUCCUAUGAAUCGUCCACCUCUAAGUGACAAGAAUAUAGAACGAUAUUUUCCAGUGUUAAAAAGGAAGGCAAAUCUUCUGAGACAAAAUGAAGUACAAAGGAAACCCGUUGCAGUUCUCAAGAGACCUAACCAGUUAAACAGAAAAAAUAACAUCCCAGCUAAUUUUACCAGGAGUGGAAAUAAAUUAAGCCAUCAGAAAGACACUCGUCAGGCAACUUUUCUUUUUAGAAGAGGCCUAAAGGUUCAGGCCCAGUUGAACACAGAACAACUGCUAGACGAUGUAGUAGCAAAGAGAACUCGUCAAUGGCGUACUUCCACUACAAAUGGAGGAAUUUUAACUGUAUCCAUUGACAAUCCUGGAGCAGUGCAAUGCCCAGUAACUCAGAAACCACGAUUAACUCGGACUGCUGUACCUUCUUUCUUAACAAAACGGGAGCAAUCCGAUGUUAAGAAAGUUCCUAAAGGUGUCCCUCUACAAUUUGACAUAAAUAGUGUUGGAAAACAGACAGGGAUGACUUUGAAUGAACGGUUUGGAAUCCUGAAGGAACAAAGAGCCACUUUGACUUUCAACAAAGGAGGAAGCCGCUUUGUAACUGUAGGAUAGAUCACAUGUCAAAGGAACUUUUGAGUGAUGACUCUGGUUGAAAAGUUGGAUUGCUUGAAGAGUUCAUCACAGAAAUUCAAGAAACUUUACUUCAAAAUAUUCACAAGGCUGAAUAACUCUUUAUUUUUGAAGUUUUUUUUAAACAUGUAUAAAAUAAUGCCCUGAAAAAAUAACAGGGAAUAUACCUAUCUCUUCUUAAAGAUUUCAUGGUUGGCCCAUAUGGAACAGUUCUGUUUACUUCUUUGGUUCCUCAUGCAGCAGAAGGAAGACAGAAAGAUAGAAAUUGAUUAUUUUUAUGAUAGUGGUAUUUAGGAUUUCAUCACCUUUGCUCAUUUUUUUAGACUUCACCGUGGUGAAUCUUGGUCUUCAGAAAUCUGAGUAGGUCCCUUUGUUACUGUCACUUAUCCUUUAAUAGUGUGGAUGUAAUAAGUGCAGUUGCCUUUUCUCCAAUAGAUAUAUUUUUAAAAAAUCUUAUGAGAAUUUCAGUUUUGGCUUUUAAGAUGUAUGGAAAUAUUUAGAACUUGGUUCAUUUUUCAGGUAGUGUUAGAUUAAACCCCCAGAGUUGUAAAUCUUUAGUGGUGAACUUUUAACAAGAAAUGUGGCUCUUGGCAUUAUUCUCAGUUUAAAAUAUUGGCGUUUCAAGGCUGUAAAUGCAUAUUUACAAAGUUAUCUGAUAGGGCGUUGGAGAAGAUCUGAUGUAAAAAUCUGACAGUUUUCUGUUUUAUUAAAUGAAGAAAGCAUUUAAUGAAAGGAAGUAGUAAGUUGAAGGACCAGAAACUUAAGUGAAAAACUUCAAAAUCCAGGUUAUAGGUAUACUUUUUGGAUUUAGUGAAGUCUUUCUAAUGUCCACAAAUUCUUGACAGGUAAUACUAUAAAAGCCUUAUAAUUUUAAAAAUGAACUGAGUCCCUUAGAUAUUUUGAUAGUAAAAUUAAUAGCCAUAAAGUACUACAAUUCUUACUCAAAAGUUAAAAUUUAUAAAUUUUAAAGUUUAUAGCUCCUGAAACAAAAAUAUACUGUAAAUGUAACAAAGAAAAAAAUGCAGAAUUGCAAUAGAAUUACAUUAUAACCUUGUAUACUUUUCACUCUGAUUUCCAGUAAGAUACAAAGUUCAAAUAUAUGAGGAAAGUUUUUUUCCCUACUUUGGAGGGGUGGAGGGAGUUAUUCUAUGGUGCCAAGAUAGUGCUAUGAGUCCUCAGCUAGUUGUAGACUAUAAAUUAUAGUAAAAUGCCAAAAUCCAGCAAAAUGCUCCAGCUACAAGUUUAGAAGUUUGGUCGUUUUGAAACUUGACCUUUUGGUUUCCUUUGAUGUUCAAACCUCUAAGGAAGUAUUAAGUUUCUCUGACAUUAUUAGUGUUGACUUAUCCUAUAAAACAAAACAUUUAGGUUAUCACUUCUGCCUACCUUGCAUUGUAUACUAUACAUCAUUGUCUCAUGCUCUUUGGUUUACUUACUGGUUUAUGCUAGUCAUGGAAAGCUAUCAGUAACAGUUUCAUGCUUAUACCAAAGAAUUAUAUCUGAUCCUUACUAUCUUGUAUUCUGCCAGUACUUCUACUUGAUAAGGGAUUAUUGGAAACCGGUCACAGAAUUUGAAAAUAAACAUAAUUCUCCUUAGCUAUUCGGUACUUUUCAUAGAGGCCAAGGACUCAUUGCAAAACAUUUUUCAAGUUUAAAUACUUACAUUGGACCCAAGAACAAUACAUUUUAGACAAGUUUAGAAUUGCUGGUAUCUUAUUUUAAAGCAAAGGAAAAACAACUGGGUGUGAGUUUUCUGUUUUUAGAA